Messenger RNA from Caenorhabditis remanei, 282 nucleotides. RefSeq lists its product as uncharacterized. Lineage: Eukaryota; Metazoa; Nematoda; Chromadorea; Rhabditida; Rhabditidae. The transcript has a single exon. Bases 1 to 282 code for a protein of 93 amino acids. The record is from RefSeq and is a predicted model, not a curated record.
AUGAAAAUCCAAUGCAGCGUGAACACACUAAUAGAGGCGAUCACGCAGGUUUCAGAACCCGCGUUAUUGAUCCCUUUCUGGAAGUUUCCAAAUCGAUUGAAGAUGACUCCAAAUCCGACGAUGUGUUCCUUGAGCAUCGAAACCAACGAUCCCAGCUUGCUGACGACCAAAUCAGCUCUCUCCCGAAUUGUUGCUCGUUCCAUGAUUGUCGCUCGAAGACGGCAUCUAGAAGAUCCUUCGCGACGGGAUUUCCAGAAAAUUCUUCGAAAACCAGGAGCAUGA